This is a messenger RNA of Dibothriocephalus latus, 438 nucleotides long. NCBI's taxonomy places the organism in Eukaryota, Metazoa, Platyhelminthes, Cestoda, Diphyllobothriidea, Diphyllobothriidae. The record is from the annotation of a GenBank genome assembly.
AUGACACUUGCCUGCCAGGAUUUCGGAUCCUCAACUGAGUUUGAUGCCUCCAACAAUUCAGACGAUGCAAGUUCGGAGAAACAACGUAGCCAAUCCGUCAUCAGCUUGAGCUUGCUGAAUGAAAAAGGUGAAAAUGAUCUGCUAGAAAUUGACGAGGCCGAUUCGGACCGUGUAGAAGCAACGGGAUCGAUAUCUCCAACUCCUGAAUUUCGAGUUCGAAGUCAUUCUAUCACCGAAAGACUAAACCGACGAAAACAUUCGCAUUGUGCUUUUGAGAACAACCGCCUUUCGGCAGCUGGCCGAGAAGUUGAAUUGCUUCAACUCCUCAAAGAACAUUCACAGCUCGUACACGCAGUUCGCCUGUGGAGCAAAAUUGGUAAGUUUUUCAAAUAUUCUGUGAAAAUGGUUAGCUCCAGCGAAAACGUUCUCUUUAAAUAA